AUGCCACCUAACAACAGGAAAAAGAAGAAGCCCGCCUCCAAUCCGGCUCGAGGAUUUGCCACGGUCUCGGUGCCAUCUAAACCCAAGCCUACUGAAUCGUCAACCCCAGUCUCUACCGCAGACUCCAAGUCCGUGUCCGCAAGUGAUCGUCCAACGCCCGUCGAGGGAAAGCAGCAACCCGCAGUAGACUCCAAAAGCGAAGCCGCCCCCUCAUUACAGAACUAUACUCCCGAAGAACUUGAGAAACACUUGGAGGAAGCUGAACUUCAACUCUUGGUUGAGAAGUAUGCUUCCAAGUGCAGAAGUGAUGCCGCCCGCCAAGUCACAAAGUUGGAGACAGAACGCAGAGUAUUCCGGCAACAAGCCGUUUCUGUAAACCUGAUGGAGUGGCUUCCCACCGAGGUGCUACAGAAUAUCAUGCAUCUGGUUGAGACGGAAGAGCGAGAGCUCAGUCCAUUACCCGGACGGGAUUCGGGAGGUCAGAAGAAAACUGUCUCCGAGGAAGAACUAUAUAUGAGACUCUGGACCCUGAAGGAAACCCUGCUUAAACUCGGCUUCCCGGAAGAGAAAGUAAACGAGGCUUUGAAGCAUAUGCUUCUCUACUUUUCUGGUAAUUUUGCCACAUCCAAUAGGGAGGUGGUUUGCAACCUGGAUGAGGCUCUAGAUUGGCUUGCCUUGCAUUGCACUCUCAAGGAAUUGCCUUCUUACAUGCAGACAAAUGCGCAGCAGCGCAAUGAGUUGGAUAGACAUAUCUCUUGGAUAAAUGAUCGUGAGCCAUCACAAUCCUCCACCCCAAGUUUGGGCCCAAAUAAUAGCAAAGUGAAAAAGCCCAAAAGCCCUGUAAAGGAGCCGAGCCCUGCCCUCCAAUCGAGCCCCUACGACUCGGACAGCUCCCUUGACCCUGACACGCUCAUACCAAAGUAUCUGGACCUGCAGACUCGCCUGUAUGGCCUGCGACCGGAGCUAUUCGACCAACCCAAGAAGGGCAAGAAGGGAGGCCGUAAGCCUGCUAAAGCCGAGCAAGACCCUCAGGUCGUGAGGUUGCAACGCAAAAUCACUAGCAUUGAAAAUGAUGUGCUGUUUGACCAGCAUGAGGCCGAAUACAAGUGGAGAGAGAAACUCGACGAUUUACGCAAAGAGGCGGCUUUUGUCCGGCGCUCACAGCCGGAAGAGAAGCCUGUUCAAGAGGAAGCUGAAAAUGCAGAGGAAACGGAAACGAAACCAGAGAAUGGCGCACAGCCGCUUGACAAUGAAGAGGCUACAGACUUGUUAGGCGACAUGUUCCAAGAUGAGGAACCUGUCCUGGAACUCGGUGUGAUAACGGAGGAGUUAAAGAAGGCAUCUGUCAAAGUGCGCGAUUUCGGAAAAGGGACUGGACUUAGCCCCCGGCGAGUGCUAGAAGAAACGUGCAAAGCAAGGGACACGGGUUGCAAGAUCACGUUCAAGGACAUGUCCGCUUCGUCGCAUUCGAACAGACAAGCUCUUGAAGUAAGAUGGUCCAAACCUCAAGAGGUUCCCUUCCCUUUUGUCUGGGACACUACCACACAUAACUCGAACGCUUAUGCGACAUUCGUCUCGAUGGACUCGGUGGCGACUCCAAACUCUCAGCAAGCGGAAUCCUUCGUUUCCACUCUUGCUCUUUUCAUCCUAUUCCCGCAGAACUCCAAAGAAGGAAAAGCAUACCUGCGCCUUCCAGCGGUGUGGCGAGAGCUUUGGACGGAGUUUGCGAAUGCGAAGAAGUUGCAGGAAGACGAAGCUGACAAGCAGACCGUCAAGGAUCUGAAGAAACUCAUACAGGAUAACCAUGGGGCCUUUGAAGAUGAUGUUGUCUUGUCGCAUAACUUCCGGAAGCGAAACGGAACCUCUAGCAAGCCGGAAUCCCCAGUACGGGGAGCCAGCGUAAAGGAUAGUUCUGAGCCUGACGAGGAGUUGACUCGGAUCUGGACAGAAAAGUCGUCUACGGCCUCAUUCCAGUACAUGGCUCAGGGCAGGAUGAACCUGCCCAUCUGGAAUUUCCGCGACGACAUUCUCAAUACUCUUGACACACAUCGUGCACUCAUCAUCUGCAGUGAAACAGGAAGCGGAAAAAGUACGCAGAUACCUUCGUUUAUUUUGGAGCAUGAAAUGAAGCAAGGCCGACCGUGCAAGAUCUAUGUGACGGAGCCUCGCAGGAUCUCGGCCAUUUCCCUUGCCCGAAGAGUGAGCGAAGAACUAGGCGAGAAUAAGAACGAUGUGGGAACGGCGCGCUCACUCAUUGGCUUUGCUGUCCGAUUGGAGAGUAAAGUCAGCCAAGCUACGAGGCUUGUAUUCGCGACCACCGGAGUGGUGGUGCGAAUGCUUGAGCGCCCGGACGACUUCCGCGAUAUCACUCAUGUUGUUCUCGAUGAGGUCCACGAACGUUCGAUUGAUAGCGACUUCCUCCUCAUCGUCCUUCGGCGGUUGAUGCAAAAGAGGCCCGAUCUGAAGCUAAUUCUGAUGUCGGCCACACUUGAGGCGCAGCGCUUCUCCACCUAUCUUGGCGGUGUUCCGGUACUGAAUAUCCCAGGUCGGACUUUCCCUGUGGAGAUGAAGUUCCUAGAGGAUGUCAUCGAGAUGACUAACUACCGGUUGCUGGAGAAUGAACCCAACGCUGUGGAGGAGGAAAUGGAUGAAUUAGCGCUGGAGACGGCGCAGGGCGACACUGCCGGCAGCCUGAUGACUUCGCUCGAUGGAUAUUCCAAGCAAACCAAGGAGACCGUGGCAAACUUUGACGAAUAUCGCCUGGACUACCAGCUCAUCAAGCGGCUGGUUGUGCAGAUCGCUUCGUCGCCUGAAAUGACACACUACAGCAAGGCCAUCCUUAUCUUCAUGCCCGAUCAGGAGAAGGCUUUCGUGGUUCCUCCUGAGGGUAUGAGAAAGAUUGUAAUUGCCACCAAUAUUGCAGAGACAGGUAUCACCAUCCCGGAUAUUACUGCGGUGAUUGAUGCGGGCAAAGAGAAGAGCAUGAGGUUUGAUGAACGCCGUCAGCUAUCUAGGCUCGUCGAAACGUUUAUUUCGCGCGCUAAUGCGAAGCAACGACGUGGACGAGCUGGUCGUGUGCAGAAUGGUAUCUGCUUCCACCUGUUUACGAAGCAUCGUCACGAUAAGCUGCUCGCAGAACAGCAGACGCCCGAGAUGCUCCGGUUGUCUCUCCAAGAUCUUGUGCUGCGUGUCAAGAUCUGCAAGCUGGGUGAAGUGGAACCGACGCUGCUGGAGGCGCUCGACCCGCCGUCAUCCAAGAACAUUCGCCGGGCAAUCGAUUCGCUGAAGGAAGUGAAGGCCCUGACAAACGCGGAGAAUCUGACGCCUCUGGGUCUGCAGCUGGCCAAGCUGCCACUGGACGUUUUCCUUGGAAAGUUAAUCAUCCACGGCGCCUUCUUCCGCUGUUUGGACGCGGCCGUCAGCAUCGCCGCUAUUCUGUCCUCCAAGUCGCCAUUUGUGAACACAAUGGGCUCCAACACCCAAAAGGACAUUGCUCGACUGUCAUUCCGCAAGGGCGACUCUGAUCUGCUGACGGUAUACAACGCCUACUGCGCGUGGAAGCGCGCACGCAACACACCCGGCGUGAGCGAAUACGCCUUCUGUCGCAAGAACUUCCUCAGCUCGCAAACACUGCUUAAUAUCGAGGACAUCAAAAUGCAGCUGAUUGUAUCAAUCGCCGACACAGGGCUAUUAACGCUGGACCCAUCCCAGAAAGCGCUCCUCAACCGUUCCCGAUCCAACAACCGACGCACCUUCUUCACCAUCCCGGAAGAAUACGAUUUCAACAGCGUCAACGAUACCAUAGUCAACUCUGUAAUCGCCUGGAGUUUCUACCCGAAACUGCUCACCCGCGACGGUAAAGGCUGGCGCAACGUCGCUAAUAACCAAGCCGUCACACUGCACCCCACCUCGGUGAACAAGCAAGCCGACGCAUCGGCCAUAAAAUGGGUGUCUUAUUACCAUAUCAUGCAGGGACGGAAUAAGAAUUAUAAUGCGUUUGAAACGACCGCUGUGGAUGAUUUCGCUAUUGCGUUGUUGUGCGGAGAGGCUGAGUUUAAGAUGUACUCCGGCGUCAUAUCCAUCGACUCCAACCGCAUCCGCUUCUCCCUACGAGAUUGGAAAUCCAUGCUCGCGCUGAAGACCCUGAGCGCGAGACUACGCGAGAUCCUCCAGAAUACGUUCCGGGAACCGCAUCGCGUGCCGUCGUAUAAACAGCAGCAAUGGCUGGGUCUGUGGCAGAUGAUUUUUGCUCAGGUGAGGAAGUAG
Messenger RNA from Aspergillus neoniger CBS 115656, 4266 nucleotides. RefSeq names its product putative ATP dependent RNA helicase. Gene Ontology annotation, molecular function: RNA binding; ATP binding. Lineage: Eukaryota; Fungi; Ascomycota; Eurotiomycetes; Eurotiales; Aspergillaceae. The record is from RefSeq and is a predicted model, not a curated record. Gene Ontology annotation, cellular component: intracellular anatomical structure. The transcript has 10 exons. The coding region runs from base 1 to 4266 and encodes 1421 amino acids.